Aspergillus versicolor CBS 583.65 is the source of this 2228-nucleotide messenger RNA. RefSeq lists its product as uncharacterized. The transcript has 2 exons. The coding region runs from base 371 to 2053 and encodes 560 amino acids. Lineage: Eukaryota; Fungi; Ascomycota; Eurotiomycetes; Eurotiales; Aspergillaceae. The record is from RefSeq and is a predicted model, not a curated record.
GAUCCUCGACUGGGUCUCUGCCAGACGCGACAAUUGGCGAUUCAGAUGCGAAUUGGCUGCUCUGGCAGCCUUCGAUAGUGGCCUUAGUCGCGCAGAUCGAGUGCGAUUUGGGCCGCUUAAGAGGGCCAGCGAGCCGGCGGUGGUUCCCUGCUGGCGCUACGGAGAAGAUUGGAGUUGAAGGCCCUCAUAAGUCCGCGUCUCCUCCAUCGCGUCGCCUGCUUCUGCUUCUGUUCUCUGGACUCGUUCUCUCUUUCUCUUUUGCCCAGAGUUCCCUCUUGUCCGCCACCGCGGCCGCAAGUUGACAAGCCGCCUUCCAACUACCCACAGUCCUUUAUAAACACCAAUAUACUAAUAAUAAUAAUAAAUCGCAAUGGGGUCUGAGCUCGGCAUUAACGAAGACAGCAAGCCCGAGGCUAUCUACACGCCCGUGGCCAUCUGGUGGGAUGUCUGGGCCGUCGUCUGGUCUGCAGUCAUCGGCGCUGGCAUGUUCUACCUGAUCAAGCGCCGCAACAACCCCAUCCUGCGUGUCCGCUCUCUCUCGCUUUCGCUGUCUGCUAUCGGCCUUCUCCAUUUGUACUGGAUUGCCUGCCAGAUUGCCGUCAUGAUCGGGCCCAUCAUGCCCGGCGACGUGCAGUUCUGGGUCAUGGGCACCUAUCUACCCUGUGGUCUGGCCCUGUUCCACGCCUCCAACAGUUACUUCCUGCAUGUUGCGAAGAUGCAGAAGAAGUACGCCAAGUACAGUUUUCUUAUUGAUUCCACGCCUGACGCCAAGCGCCCCCACCAGGGGCCUGGCCUGAUCAACCGCUUCCGCCGUCUGGACUAUACUCUGAAGCUCGUCAUCUUCGUGGCCAUUGCCAUGGUUGGACAGAUCCUCCUCACCGUCAUCAUGUGGGCGAUUUCGCGCAAGUACCACCCCUCCUUCGGUAUCCCCGGCACUGAGGUCAACGGCCCUCCCAUGAAGGUCUUGACUGAACAAGGCCGUGGCUGGGAAUGGUGGCCUGGUGUCUUCUGGCAGUUCUUCUGGUCGUGGAUUGUCGCUCCCAUCAUUCUCUGGAACUCGCGCCACAUCCACGACACCCAGGGCUGGCGCGUGCAGACGAUUGCCUGCGCCAUUGCCGGUCUCCAUGCGACCCCCAUGUGGCUCAUCGCCCUCUACGUCCCUGCGUUCGAACCGGUCAACAAGGUCUGGGUCCCUCCCCAGUGGAUCUGCCUGUCAAUCAUGGUCACCGAGAUCUUCACCGUCCUGCUCCCCUGCUGGGAGGUCUUCCGCCAGCAGUCCCUCCGCAAGGAAACCCUCGAGGCCAUCAAGCAGUGGGAAAUCCGCACCAAGGGCGCCAACUCCGAGACCAAGUCGCUGGGAUCCACUGCCACCAUGGUCGACUCAAUGAUGUCCGGCUGGAAGUCCAACAGCGACUCCGUGCUCAGCGACAACAGCGCCCGUGAGAGCAUCCUCAACAUGAGCGCCCUGGAAUACGUGCUCGAGCGCAACCCCACGCCCCUGCAGCGCUUCUCGGCCCUGAACGACUUCUCCGGCGAGAACGUCGCCUUCCUGACCUCUGUCGCCGAGUGGAAGGCCAGCCUGCCCAAGGCCAUGACCGAUGCUGCCGCCGGCGAACCCGACGAGGCCACCAAGGAGGCUAUCCGCGAGGCCUUCAACCGCGCGCUCUACAUCUACGCCGAGUUCGUCAGUGUCCACCACGCCGAGUUCCCCGUCAACAUCUCCUCGCAGGACCUCAAGAAGCUCGACAACGUCUUCGAGAGCCCCGCGCUGAUCCUCUACGGAUCCGAGGACGCCAGCGUCGACCGUGCCACCCCCUUCGACCAGGCCAUCCCGUCGCCCGCCUACUCCGAGUUCAGCGAGAGCUCGCUGGCAGCCAUCAAGAACCGCGCAGAGUACGUCGGCGACAUGCCGCGGGGCUUUGGCGCGUCUGUCUUCGACGACGCAGAGCACAGCAUCAAGUACCUGGUGCUCACCAACACGUGGCCCAAGUUCGUCAAGAACCGCCGGUCGUCGACGGACUCGCUGGAGACGUUGCAGGAUCAGGCUGUAUAAACUGGACCAGACGCACUUCUCUGCGUGUGGCAUGUGAAACGCCAUCGAUGACUCUCGGGCUCUGAUCUGAUCAGGACUUCACUUCUUGUAUAUAUUUCGCCGUAGUAAUAGUAUUAUAUACCCCAGUCUCCGGACAAUGCAUUCACUCGUUCUACUACUAUUACAGUCACUUCCU